GCCCGAGGGGCCGGCGACGGCUGCGAGCGCGGAGGGUGAGCCCGGAGGGCGGGUCACGCCGCAGGUGGUAGACCCGCCAGGCCGGGCCCCGCUUCCGAGCCCUCCCCGGCUCCGCCGAGAUGGGGGGCGGGGCCGGGGCGCGCGAGGGUCUUCCGCGCGCGCGCGCCGCACGCUCGCGCUCGGUCUAGGGUAGCGCGGGGCGGUCUCGGCCGGCGGCGCGCGCGCUGGGUGUGAGCGGGGAUGCGCGCGCGCGCACGGUAGCCGAGCGAGGGAGCGAGGAGCGGCCGGGUGGGUGUGUGGGAGUGUGUGCGUGGGAGUGGGGAGAGGAAGAGCCGGGCCGACCGCGAGGCUCAGAAAGGGGGCGAGUGUGCCCGGGCGCCUGGCCUGGCGGUGGGACCCGCGGCGGCGGCGACGGCCGCAGAGAAAGGAGGCGGCUCCUGCCAUCCCGACGCCCUCCCCUCCUCCUCAGACUUCCAGCCGCUCGGCGGCCCGCGUUCCCCUCAGAGGCCCUGGCCCAGCUCAGCUGGCUGCGAGGCGAGGGAGGAGCCGCCCGAGCCAGAAAGAGUUUACAUUAAGGAGAAAAUAAUCCAGGAAAAGGAAGAACAAGCAGAUCAAGAUGUGUAGCUCUGUGGCUGCCAAGUUGUGGUUUUUGACAGAUCGUCGAAUAAGGGAAGACUAUCCCCAAAAAGAGAUCUUACGAGCAUUAAAGGCCAAAUGUUGUGAGGAGGAACUGGACUUCAGGGCUGUGGUGAUGGAUGAGGUGGUGCUGACAGUUGAGCAAGGAAACCUGGGUCUGCGGAUCAGUGGAGAGCUAAUUACUGCCUAUCCUCAGGUGGUGGUAGUGAGAGUGCCAACCCCUUGGGUGCAAAGUGAUAGUGACAUCACUGUGUUGCGCCAUCUAGAGAAGAUGGGAUGCCGGUUAAUGAACCGGCCCCAGGCCAUCCUUAACUGUGUUAAUAAGUUCUGGACAUUUCAAGAGUUGGCUGGUCAUGGUGUUCCUCUGCCAGAUACUUUCUCUUAUGGUGGUCAUGAAAAUUUCGCUAAAAUGAUUGAUGAAGCAGAAGUUUUGGAGUUCCCAAUGGUAGUGAAGAAUACACGAGGCCAUAGAGGUAAAGCUGUUUUCUUAGCUCGAGAUAAGCACCAUUUGGCUGAUCUAAGUCAUCUUAUCCGCCAUGAAGCCCCAUACCUGUUCCAGAAGUAUGUUAAAGAGUCUCAUGGACGGGAUGUACGUGUCAUUGUUGUGGGAGGCCGUGUGGUUGGCACCAUGUUACGCUGUUCAACAGAUGGGAGGAUGCAAAGCAACUGCUCACUAGGUGGUGUGGGGAUGAUGUGCUCAUUGAGUGAACAAGGGAAGCAGCUAGCGAUCCAGGUGUCUAAUAUCCUGGGGAUGGAUGUGUGUGGCAUUGACCUGUUGAUGAAAGAUGACGGCUCCUUCUGUGUCUGCGAGGCCAAUGCAAAUGUAGGUUUCAUCGCCUUUGAUAAGGCUUGUAAUCUAGAUGUAGCUGGUAUCAUAGCGGACUAUGCCGCCUCCCUUCUGCCCUCUGGCCGGCUCACCCGGCGUAUGUCCCUGCUCUCCGUGGUGUCCACGGCCAGUGAGACUAGUGAGCCGGAGCUGGGUCCCCCAGCCAGCACUGCUGUUGACAACAUGAGCGCGAGUUCCAGCUCUGUUGACAGCGACCCUGAAAGCACCGAGCGAGAGCUGCUCACCAAGCUCCCAGGGGGCCUGUUCAACAUGAACCAGCUGCUAGCCAAUGAAAUCAAACUCCUGGUGGACUGACUCCACCAGUAAAUAAUUAAGCAACAAAACCCUUGUAAAACUCACUUUCUUCUUCCUUUUAUUCUUUUUAACCAACUUGCAAUGCUGUUCAUGAAAGGUGCUCAGGAAGAUGAGAGAAAAUUGAGUAGAUUAGGAGAGAAGAAGGGGGAGAUAGUAACAUCUUAAUAGCAGAGAUAUCACCUGACUCAUUUACAGAUCCUACCGACAGGCAGAAGUGGUGAGAUACAGAAAAAUGUCAGGCUCUUGUAGUUAUCCCUUUAAAUUAUUAAAAAAUAUGUGUGCUCCCAGGACAUGAAGAACAUAUAAUUUUUUUAUGGCUCCUUGCUUUUGUUUUUGUGUAGUUGGUACAAAUUUCAGAGUAGAAAACCUAACGUUGUGUUGCAAAGAUUUGUAAUGGGUGAGGGAAACAUCUACGUAAAUUGGAGGAAUUUUUAAAAUAUGAAUCUGAAAAUUCUGCCUUAAUCAUAUUAACUAGGAGCUUUAUGUUCAUAGUUGGUGAAAUCUUGAGUUGUUCGUAAUUGGGAUUUAUAAUUUUUGUUUCUUGUUUUCUCCCCUAAUUUGGGUGAGAAGGCAACAUAAUUAUAACCCAAUAAAUUUUUUUAGUGACAAAAUUGGCAUGAUUUCACGAUAAAAACGAAAUGAACAGUAUUGCAAUGUUUGGUGCACAAAAACAUUUAAUCCAAUGUAGAUAAAAUUAUAGUAGUUUAAAAUAUGUGCAUUGACUUGUAUUUGUUAGUGUUUUAGUCUUUUUUUGAAAGAUACAUGCUCUGUUAAUGUUGCUUUUUUUUUUUAAAUACAUGCUAGUCUAACAUUCCCUGAUCUAUGCCUGCAUCUUUAACAAUGGCCAAAGUGAAGAAAAUGCUAUCUUUUUUGUUAGCAAGACACUGACUUGAAACAUGUCCAUUUUAAAGCCUUUUCUUUUUUCUUUUUUUCUUUUGGUGGUUGGGCAUUUAAGUAUAAGGACGAGGAAAAUUAUUUUUGGGUGUCAAAUCAAGGGCCUAUAAGAUCUUAAGUAUAAAGCUGAAGUGAUUUCUAAUACCAGCAUUAUAUAUUGCAUUUUUCAUAUAUUAGGAGGGAGUAUAUAUGUGUGUGUGUGUGUGCACGCAUGCAUGUGUAUGUGUUUUUGCUUUUUGUUUACACCAACCAAUCAAAAAGGAUAGAUUCUAGAAAGUGAAGCAUGAUGGGAAUAGUUUUUUCUUUAAAAAACAGAUGAGGAGUUUUCAUAACUAUACUCCACUGGGAUACAGGUACUCACCUAAAGACAUAAGGAUAUAGAUGCUUCUUAGCCUUUUUGUGUAUAUGUAUGUUGUUUGGUUUUUUCUUUGGUUCUAGACUGUUCUGUGUAUGAUUUAUUCAAAGCUACAUGCUUUUCUAUGCUUCUGGCUGCGCAUUUUCUCCAAUUACAUGUAGAUUUUGGGGUGGGGUGGACUGGACAUUUUUGUUUGGGGACUUGUGUAGCAGUAUUGAGUCUCUUAUAGCCCUCCUCUGAAGCCUUCAAUACUCUCCACUCUUUCUAUUCCUUUAAUUCCUGAAUUUAUAAAAGCCCCAAAAGUGCAUAUAUGAUGAGCCUUCAGAACAUGGGUAAAACUAUCCCUGUGAUGGGUUUGGAAGGUGUGUUAAGAAAUGGAGAUGUUCCAGAGCUCAACGUAAUUUUUUUAAACAGCAAGUUCCAUCUCCCUACAAUCCUCUGAAGCUUUUACCCAAGUCGUUUCUUGCCUCUCCAGUGCUUUUUUCCUUCAGAUGGACCUAAAACAUAAUUUCUCGGACAUUACUAGAGAGACUUUAAGGCAAUAAUAAAAGAGCAGUAUUAACCAGCUCUAAAAGAGGUUUGAUCAUGCUUACUUGUACAGUUUUUUCCCCUGCUUUAAAAAAGGAAUGUAAUAAAAUUUGUUUUUUAUUCCAUAGAAUUAAAUAAUAUUAAAAUUGAGUGAAAGGUUGAUUGUUGACAAAUAGAAUAGUACCUCUGAUCUGUGCAGUGUCUCAUUUCACCUCAGAAAAAGAUAUGUAAGAGGAGUUUCUCAUUUGUUUUAGGAUAUUCUAAACUCAGAAUUUGACUUGCACAGGGUUAUUGUGGGACCUACACACAUGCAUAAGUACCUCUGACUCAGUAACAAAAAGCCUCACACGGUACUUCAUUCACUGAAUGAACAUACUUUGGAGAGUGCACACUAUUUGGGAUAGAGAAAUAAAUGAGGAAGGAAGAACUGCUUAAUUAAAUCAUUCAUUUGUUUGUAUAGAGACCAUUUGGUUGCCACAUAGAUUAUGAUACAUGUACUUUGAAUAGUUAGAUCUCACAUGCAUAUAGGUUAAGGAAUUUUAAAAAAGCAAAUAGAACACCCUCUCUAUUUGAUGAAAAACUCAAGGCCUGUGUUGGGUGGGAUAAGGCACCAGAAAAAAAUUUAGGUAGCCUUUUCAAAAAUUUUGCAAAAUUAACCAACUUUAUUAUCAGAAAUACCUGAGAUUAUUUGACCUUUAGUUUUAUGCAGUAUUUACCCAUCUUUUGUACCUUCACACUGUAUUAAAGGAUAGCCUUACCAAACUAUUUCUGGAUCAUACACUCACGUUAGAAUGAAAAGGGCAAGAAUGGUCAUCUUAGACUCUAAAAACAAGAGUAUUUUCAAUUCCAUCAAAAACUAAGGUAAAGAAAAUGAAGAAAUCAUUCUGGAAGAACCCAAAUGAAACAGCGCAGAUAUUUAAAUGAAAGUUAAAUAUAUUUUCAUAUUGUUUAUCUUAACGUAUAAUCUUCAUUGCUUUUAUGAGAGGUAAAAAUGUGUUUAUCAAAUUUGUAUGAUCAUUAUCAUGCCAAACUCUGAAUUAUUGUAAAAUGAUGUAUUGUUAAAAUUGUAAAUUUGAAUUGUAUUUUAAAAGUACUUCUUUUGAUACUGUUUUUAUGUUACCUGUGAUGAAAACUGGACUAUGCGCACACACACACACACACACACACACACACACAAACACACGUCCAUGUACACACACAGAAAUACGAAUUAUUCCAUUUAAAAUUUUUAAUAGUUUUUUUUCCCUUUUUGGUGCCUAUACUUGAUUGGUCAUUUCUGCUGGCUUUUACUCCACUGAACUUUGAAAUAUUUCUGUAUAUGCUAUCAAUAAGAAAAUACCCUGGAACAUUAGAAAAAUCCACCAAGAGACUUCAUUUCAUCAAGCACUUUAUCAGACUUUGUCAAGGUUUGGAAGGCAUUAAAAGAAGUAAUUGACUUUCAAAAUCAUCUCUUCUUUUUCUCAAGAAGAACACAAUGGAAAAACAAAUUCUCUUCAUUCAGUGAAUCCCCAGUUUGGGGUCUGGGGAGCUUAGAGACAUUGUGAAAUCAAAUCUUGUGUUACAUUUUUCUCCUGGCUCACUCUUUUUGAGAAGGUUUAUGGGCUAUAUGGCUGGUGAGACACGAUCCCCUCCUAAGAAAAUGUAGGUGCUCAGACAGGUAACCUCUGCUGCUACUGUUUUUAUUUGUUUGUUUGUUUGUUUAAUUUCAUUUAAAAUUUGUUUUGUUGUACUAGGAUAUUUUUUAAUGUAAUAUAUUGUAGGAUUUAUAACCAGGUUCACUGCUUUCUUUCUUUUUUUUUCUUAAAAACAAAACAAAAUGAAAGUUUCAAUUAAGAUACAUGUAGGCACCUUUGGAGCUUGGAUUUUGGAAUGUUUCAGUAGUGGACAGAAAUCUGCUGUUGGAAUCUUCUGGUCUUCCAGGUUUAAUUUGAAAUGUUUUUAGUUUUGUUUUGGAUUUUUGUGUGGUAUUUUAUUUCCUUUAUACCAAUGCCCUUUGCCAUGCUGUUUUGGGGUGGCUGCCUAACUCUAGUGAAAAUUCUUUCUAUAUUAAUGAAAGUUUGAUGUUUUAAAUUCCUUAAUGUUUUACAUUUUUAAAUUGUUUUUAAAGAAAUAUUCUAACUGCUUGUACUGUUACUGUUCUUUGCCAGCCUUUUCAGGAGCCAAAAAAACAAAAACAAACAAACAAAAAAAUACCCAGAGAAAAAACUUUCCUUCUUCCCCCCUCCUGAUGAUGAGUGAGAAGUAUUGAGAACUUUCGGGGUCAGUGCCCUUCUAAACUCCCCUUCCCCCAAUAAUGCAGCUGUAUAAUGAAUGGUAAAUGCAGCGGUUUGGAUUCAGGCACAGCCCCAGCCUGCCUGCAGGUGGCGUAUGUGUUCGUGUUUUAAUGUAUUCAGAGCCCUUGGGCAUUAAGCAGUCCAGAACAUUGAAAACUCAAGCAGCAGAGAAAUAAACUGGUAGGUGGCAGCACAAGAAGGAUUUCUUCAGAUUGAUGGCUACCGACAAAAUCUGCACAGGGGAAGAGAGAGAGAGCGUUGACACCAAGAGAAGCAAAGGGGGCAAAAACUGGCAACAGGACUAAGAUUCCUGGAUUAUGACUUUAAAUGGUUCUUUUGAAGUAACCAGUGAUCCUUUUUGCUUAUUACAUCAUUCACAGAAUGGCUGAAGAUAGAUUUGACUCUGUUUUUUCAAAUGGAGGAUAGAAAUGCACAGAACAAGGAAAACAGUAGCUCUAGCCUGUUUGAUUCAGUGUGUUUUCUAAAAUAAAAACACCAGAACUGGAAAUGAAA
Messenger RNA from Manis pentadactyla (Chinese pangolin), 6340 nucleotides. It is a transcript of the gene RIMKLB, whose product is annotated as ribosomal modification protein rimK like family member B. NCBI's taxonomy places the organism in Eukaryota, Metazoa, Chordata, Mammalia, Pholidota, Manidae. Gene Ontology annotation, cellular component: cytoplasm. Gene Ontology annotation, biological process: protein modification process. Gene Ontology annotation, molecular function: ATP binding; ligase activity, forming carbon-nitrogen bonds; metal ion binding. The record is from RefSeq and is a predicted model, not a curated record. The transcript is spliced from 9 exons. Bases 617 to 1777 code for a protein of 386 amino acids.